AUGAAUAUUUCUUUUUCUUUUAAAAAAGCUUAUUCUUCUGAAUUAACAAGUAACAAAAAUGUUAGUGCAUUAGCAUGGAAUCGAAAAAAUUCAGAUUUACUUGCUGUUGGUUAUGGACCUUUUGAAUAUAAUGAUCAACGUGAUGGUUUAGUUUGUUGUUGGACUUUGAAAAAUCAAGACUUUCCUGAAAGAUAUUUUCAUACACCUGCUGCUGUAACAACUGUAGCGUUUUCAGUCAAAUUUCCAUCAUUGUUAGCGGUAGGUCUUUACGAUGGCACAGUAAAUGUAUAUGAUGUUCAAAACAAUUGUGAUAAGCCAUUACUUGAUACAGAAGAAUCAUUGGGAAAACAUACAGCACCUGUAUGGCAACUCUAUUGGGUAGAAGUCGAAAAAGGUCGUGAUGAUGAUACAGGCGAAGUACUUAUGUCGAUUUCGACAGAUGGUCGAGUUACUCAAUGGUUAUUACGCAAAGGUUUUGAAUCGAAUGAUUAUAUGAAAUUAAAACGUAUCUUGAGUAAACAAACAGUACAAAAACGUGACACUGGAAAAGAUACAAAAGGUCCUAGAUCUGAAAAUUUACUUUUUCGUUCUUCCGGUGGUCUCUGUUUUGAUGUUUGUCCAGAUGAUAAAACAAUAUAUUUAUGCGGGACUGAAGAAGGUCUUAUUCAUCGAUGCUCUGUAUCAUAUAACGAACAAUAUUUAGAUACUUUUUCUGGACACACAGGUCCAGUUUAUCGAAUAGCUUGGAGUCCACUCGCAAAAGGUGUUUUUCUUUCAUCAUCAGCUGACUGGACAGUAUCACUUUGGACAGUUGAUCGAUUUCAACCAUGUAUUACAUUUGCAUCGAGAAAGAAACCAGUAUUUGAUAUUUGUUGGUCACCAAAAUCAGCAACAAUAUUUUGUUGUGCGAACGAAGAAGCUGUAGAAGUAUGGGAUUUAUCAAAAAAUACACUUGAACCAAUAAAUGUUAUAUUAGCUACUCAACAAUACAUAUUUACUUCGAUAACAUAUGCACCAAAUUCUGAAUGUGUUCUUGCUGGUACUAGUAUUGGCUCUGUCAUGGUAUAUCAUUUAAAAAAUAUUCCAGCAGCAACAACAGCAAAUGAUUUAAUGGAGAUAAUCGAACAACAAACAAAUAAUUUACCUCCAGCAGAAGAUACAUCAUCAUCAGUCGCUUCUAAUGUAGCAGCAAAAGAAACUGGUACAGCUAUUCAUGGAACAACAUAA
Messenger RNA from Rotaria sp. Silwood2, 1227 nucleotides. The record is from the annotation of a GenBank genome assembly. Lineage: Eukaryota; Metazoa; Rotifera; Eurotatoria; Philodinida; Philodinidae.